CUUUAUGGUGAUAACUUUUCAGUAUCAGAAAUUUUUGUAAUUUAAAAACAAAGGGUGAAAUUUUCAUAAGAUGAAUCGUUUAGUUGCAAAACAAACUUUCAAAACCCUUAAAUUGUUUACAAACGUAAACAACAUGACGAAGAUCACUUUCUCCACAGAAAUUCCAAAAAAUAUAUUGGUAGACACAAUUUCGGCUGAUAAACAAACGGAAUGUGGUGCCGUAUACGAUAAGAAGCCUUUCAAAAUGUCCUUAGAAGCAGGAAAGAAAUACUCUUGGUGUUCUUGCGGUAAAUCGAAAACUCAACCCAUGUGCGAUGGAACUCAUAAAAUUAAUCAAUUGAAAAUUAAAUUGAAGCCUAUUCGAUUUGCAGUAGCUGAAAGCAAAGAUUAUUGGUUGUGUAAUUGCAAGCACACAAACAACAGGCCGUUCUGUGAUGGAUCUCACAAGUCAAAAACUGUUGAAGAAGCAAGUUCAGUGGUACGGCAAUAGAACAAACACAUUUAUUUUAAAUGUUCUUUUCACUAUAUAUGUACAUAAUUAACUAGAUUACUAAAAAAAAACUUGGGGAUGAUGAACAG
Molecule: messenger RNA, 579 nt
Organism: Nicrophorus vespilloides
Lineage: Eukaryota; Metazoa; Arthropoda; Insecta; Coleoptera; Silphidae
Product: CDGSH iron-sulfur domain-containing protein 3, mitochondrial
Exons: 4
Coding region: 71-490 (139 amino acids)
Cellular component (GO): intracellular membrane-bounded organelle
Molecular function (GO): 2 iron, 2 sulfur cluster binding
Source: RefSeq, a predicted model, not a curated record